Molecule: messenger RNA, 1155 nt
Organism: Hipposideros armiger (great roundleaf bat)
Lineage: Eukaryota; Metazoa; Chordata; Mammalia; Chiroptera; Hipposideridae
Exons: 3
Coding region: 74-829 (251 amino acids)
Source: RefSeq, a predicted model, not a curated record
AGAGGGAGGCAGGCUGCCUAUUCCCGGCUCAGGCCGCGGGGCGCUGCUCUCCCUGGGAGCCAGGAAACAGGGAAUGGGAGUGACAGCAGGAUGGAAGAGGCAGCCUGGAGCACCUGCGCUGCCACCAUUUGGAAUGACAGUGCUGGCAGCUGGGCUUCAGCCAUCUUGUCAGUCAUCCUCCCAGGGGCUGCCUGUCGGGAGCGGAGAUCCGAAGACAAGAUGCCAUGGAGUAUGCUUCCAACAACGUAAGGGGCUGGGACAGUGGUCUUCAGACUGGAAUCUGAUCUCCCUUGACAGAGAACGAGGCCAUGCUGACUCCUCUGAAGAACUCACACAUGUGCCCCUGUGGUGGCCGUCAGCACUGUUCCCAAAUAUUUCAGAGUACCUUCUCUGGGCACAUGGAGAUGCCUGGGAGAGGAAGCAGGAAGUGAAAGAGCACACCAUCACUUCUUCCUCAGGUCCUGACUGUGGAGGGGAAGAGAUGGAAAUCAAAUCAGAGAUGAAGUGGCACUGGAGACAUAGCGGAACCCCUCCCACCAGGAUCGGGGCUGCAGAGGAACACAGCCUCUGCCAGGUUCUUCAUGAGACUGCCAUGGAGGGUCAGAGGAGGCCAACAGCUCAUCUCACUGCCCUCAUACCCUCCAGUCUCCUGUUGUGCUGCUCAUUGGGUGAACCAACCAGAUACCUAAGAACAAGGGAGCCUAAGGGUCAGAGAAUGGAUCUGUGUGGAGAGGGGAACAAAUGGAAAAACCCCUACUUGGAGGAAGGAGGAAGUAAAAGCAAGGAGACAGGGAGGAAAUGGAAGCUAAGGCAGCAGGCUAUUUCCUAGGUAAAGAAGAAGAACAGGUGUGAAGCAAAGGUGAUUUCUAGGCAAAAGAGACAUGAACAUGCUUUAAACUGAGACCCACCUCAUCUAAACCACAGCUCUGAUGCCAUGGUGACUGGUUAAUCCUGGCGCACAUUGCAUUGAGAGUUUCUGUCACUUUAAGUGCCACAAAAGAUACCAAGGGUAGAGUGAAAGGGGCAACACAGUCACAACUCAACAACACUGCAAGCUCCUAUUGGCUUUAACAACAAGGGUCUUCCUCCCCGCUCCACGGUUUUGCUUUUCAUGGUUUCAGUUACCUGCAGUCAACCAAGGUCCAAAAAUGUUAA